Molecule: messenger RNA, 1508 nt
Organism: Nilaparvata lugens (brown planthopper)
Lineage: Eukaryota; Metazoa; Arthropoda; Insecta; Hemiptera; Delphacidae
Gene: UbcE2M
Product: NEDD8-conjugating enzyme Ubc12-like
Exons: 4
Coding region: 561-1109 (182 amino acids)
Source: RefSeq, a predicted model, not a curated record
AUUCAACACAAUCAUCAAUCAAAAUUUUCAAAAACAAAAUUAUAUUGUAAAACAUAUCAAAAUAAGAAUCAAAUUGAUAUAAAAGCAAAUUGGAAUGGUAUUUGGCUUUAUAGAGAUUCUAAACUUUCAUAUUUCUAGCAAUCAGGAUUGAGGAUUUGGGUUUGGGAGCUGGGAUCUCGAUCUUGGAUCUGGGAAGGAUAAAGAACAAAAUCAUACACGUUAACCCAGGCUGCAAUAAUAAUUCUUUUUUUAUUUUUAUUAAAGUGAGAAUUAAAACUGUUGAAACAGAAUUUAGAUAGUAUUUUAGGGCUGUGACAUCCUGUAAAGAUUGUGUUGAAUUAGGUUUUUGUUUUAGUGAAAUCGAUGCAAAUGAAAUAUAAUCAGUUUUUGUUUGGUUGUAAAAAUUGCACCUAGUGUUUAUUUGGAACGUAGUGGUUUUUGCGUUCCAAGUCCCUUCUAAACAAUUUUAGUAAUUUUUAAUUUAUCCCAAGUUAAUGAUAAUAACAGUAGCUAAUCGAUAGCCUAGCCUAGGCCUAAGUUUGUGAAUUUAUACAAUCAAAAUGAUAAAACUAUUUUCUUUGAAACAGCAGAAAAAGGAUGGUGAGGCUACACCAAAAGUAGGAAAUCAGAAAAAAGCUUCUGCUGCUCAAUUACGAAUUACAAAAGAUAUAAAUGAAUUAAAUCUACCAAAAACAUGCAAUACAGAAUUCCCAGAUCCAGAUGACCUUCUAAGUUUUAAGCUAAUUAUUUGUCCAGACGAGGGUUUCUACCGAGGGGGCCGAUUUGUGUUCAGCUUCAAGGUUGGCCCCAACUACCCUCACGAGCCGCCCAAGGUGAAGUGCGAGACGCCCGUCUACCACCCCAACAUUGAUCUCGAAGGCAACGUCUGCCUCAACAUUCUCCGCGAGGACUGGAAGCCUGUGCUAACGAUCAACUCUAUCGUCUAUGGCCUGCAGUACUUGUUCUUGGAGCCGAAUCCAGAAGAUCCCCUGAACAAGGAAGCGGCCGAAGUACUACAGAACAACAGACGCGUUUUCGAGGUGAACGUGCUGAAAGCGAUGCGCGGCGGCUGCGUCGGAUCCACCUACUUUGACCGCUGUCUGAAGUGAAUUCGGCUAAUUGCAAAUUGUAUAAAUAAUUUGGUUUUAAACUGCGCAAACAUUAAUUACUCUCUAAUUGCAAUCUUACCCCGUUCUCCUCACUUUUCAACUGGUGUACGUUGUGACGAGACACACUAUAUUAACCGAAUAAAUUGAUGUGUUACUGUUAGUAGGCUUCAAAUUAUUACUAGUAUCGAUUAAUUUUUCGUGCACUAUUUUUAAUGCUACGAUGAUGAGUGAGAGCUCAAUUUCAAAGUUCUCAAAUCUUUUUAAUGUAAAGUAUCUAUAAUUUCCUCAUCUUAAUUGCUACUCUUGAUGAAAAUCUUGGGGUGUAGUAUUUUUUAUAAAAAAGAUUUAUUGUACUUUUUGUUUGUAAGAAAAAAGAAAUACACUUUAUUUUGAUAUGUU